AUGAAGGCAGAUCAAGACGGUGAGGAUCAGCUGAUAGGCGUGCGUGAAAUUCACCCAAACUAUCUUGCUAUCAGCCCGGAAUUCUGUUCGGAUACUCAACUGUUUUCAAAAUGUGAACUUCUGUUAAAUAUAGUCAAAUAUACCGGCAAGCCAAUAUCUUGUUCGAGUUCAAAGAUGAGGAUGAGUGGUCAAUUCAUUAUUGAAUCAUUGGAAAAUGACUGA
Molecule: messenger RNA, 222 nt
Organism: Adineta ricciae
Lineage: Eukaryota; Metazoa; Rotifera; Eurotatoria; Adinetida; Adinetidae
Source: the annotation of a GenBank genome assembly